AGGUUGAAACUUUACAGGCUCUAUUUUCAUUCUUGCAUACUUAUUUUUAUAGAUCGAUAAGAAAGCAACCUCCGGAAGUAAAGUUUGAGCUUUUCCCCGGGGACUCGAAUUUCAUUUUUCCGAUUUGCCUCCGCCAAGCUGAAUCCAAGAGAGACAAUGGGAGCUUUCGCAUCUAGAUUUUGGUUCAUGAUGUUCCCUGCAAAAGAGUACAAGAUUGUCGUUGUCGGUUUGGACAACGCCGGUAAAACGACGACGCUUUAUAAGCUUCACUUGGGUGAAGUUGUCACUACUCAUCCUACCGUCGGAAGUAAUGUCGAAGAGCUCGUUUACAAGAACAUCCGCUUCGAGGUGUGGGAUCUUGGUGGGCAAGAUAGGCUGAGAACAUCGUGGGCAACGUACUAUAGAGGAACCAACGCUGCAAUCGUGGUUAUAGAUAGCACUGACAGGGCCAGAAUCUCUCUCAUGAAAGAUGAGCUGUUCAGAUUACUGGGGCAUGAGGAUCUUCAGAACUCGGUGAUACUCGUGUUUGCAAACAAACAGGACCUGAAAGACGCUAUGAGCCCAGCUGAAAUCACGGAUGCGCUUAACCUUCAUAGUAUCAAGAACCAUGAUUGGCACAUUCAAGCAAGCUGUGCAGUUACUGGUGAGGGAUUGCAUGAUGGGCUUGGUUGGAUUGCUCAGAAAGUUACUGAUAAAACUCCAAAGUAAAAAAGAGGAAAUGUUAGAAAAUGAAUCAUAUAACCUUUCCAUUUUCUGUACUUCAAUAAUUAUUGUUUUUACUACAAUGUAUCUAUUCCACUCAUCAUAUUAUGAGAGUUAUCUAUUUGGUUUACUCUGA
Molecule: messenger RNA, 838 nt
Organism: Brassica oleracea var. oleracea
Lineage: Eukaryota; Viridiplantae; Streptophyta; Magnoliopsida; Brassicales; Brassicaceae
Product: ADP-ribosylation factor-like protein 5
Exons: 3
Coding region: 157-708 (183 amino acids)
Biological process (GO): vesicle-mediated transport; protein localization to Golgi membrane; intracellular protein transport
Cellular component (GO): trans-Golgi network; cytoplasm
Molecular function (GO): GTP binding; GTPase activity
Source: RefSeq, a predicted model, not a curated record